CGUCGGAGGGAGAGGGGCGAGCUUUGCUUUGCGGAGGCCAUUGUGUGAUAAAGAGAGAGAGAGAGAGAAGGAGGAGAGGGAGAGAUAGCUAGAUAGGGAAAGAGAGAAGUGAAGAAAGAGAGAGAGAGGAAGGGGGGAAGAGAGACAGAAAGAGAAGCGAGAAGUAAUUCCCACCGCCUGCCUCUUGUCUCAGAACGCCAUGCCUUCUUCGAUGCUGUUCGGACCUCCCUUCCUCCUCGCCUGCUGUGGCUCCUUCCUCGACCCCGGAGACUGGAGGAGCCCGGGCGAGGGGUAUGGGGUCGUCUCAACCACGUCUAUUCCUCCAACGACCACGGCAGGGACGACUUCGGUUCCCUAUGACUGUCCCUUACUCGACGACCUCGCCCCUCCCCGUGUCCGAGGAUACCGUCAUCGAGAUCAGCGAGGAGAGCAUCAGGAUUUCCAACUACGACCGCCUGUUCACGAGGCGAGACGACGCUGAACCGCGACUCGGCGAUGCGAAGGACGGCCUCGAUGCUCACGCGACCUCACGUCCGGACGCAGCCUCGGAGGAGGGACAGGAGGGAAGCCCUGUCUCUCCUCCGCCAGACAACUCGAAACUCAACGCCCAGGAGGAGGAGGAGGAGGAGGAGGGAGGCCCUGUCUCUCCUCCGCCAGAUAACUCGAAACUCAACGCCCAGGAGGAGGAGGAGGAGGAGGAGGGGGGAAGCCCUGUCUCUCCUCCGCCAGACAACUCGAAACUCAACGCCCAGGAGGAGGAGGAGGAGGAGGAGGAGGGAGGCCCUGUCUCUCCUCCGCCAGAUAACUCGAAACUCAACGCCCAGGAGGAGGAGGAGGAGGAGGAGGAGGAAGCAGCCCCCGCCCCCUCCGCCCCCUCCUCCGCGUCGCGAGGGGGCAGGGCGGGUCCCGACGUGCUGAUCAGGGUGCCCUCGCGAGGCGUCAACGGCUUCGCUCGCUCGAGGAACCUGGUGCAGAUCCACGUCUUCGAGGGCGGCCUCCCCCGGGGGUUCGACCGAGGGCCAGAGCCAGACGCCACGGAGGCGCAGGAGGGCGCGGAGCCUGCGACGGACACCUCGGCGACGCGGGAGGGAGCAGGGAGGAGGAGGCGCUGCCCUGACGUGCGGAGGAAACACUGAGGCGGUGGUGGUUUUGCGGCGCCGGUCAGCAGCCCCGACGGUGUUGGGCGCCUUUGGACUAUAGUUAGUCUUCGGAGAAAGAUUUUAGAAGUUUCUCAGCCAUAGAACUUGCGUAAUUACCACACACACACAUACACACACACACACACACACACACACACACACACACACACACACACACACACACACACACACACACACAUAUAUAUAUAUAUAUAUAUAUAUAUAUAUAUUAUUCUUAAUGUCUAUACAGAACCCUCAUUUAUGAUUUACAUUACCUUACACUUCGCUGCACUUACCUCAUACGAAGCAUGGACAUAUGCAUGCAUGUAAAUCCUGGCUGAUGACUUAUCUAUUUGCUUAUUCAUGAAACGAUUAUAUAACAUGCAAGCACACACACUUAACGAUUCGUAUUUUCCCCUAGAGUCUCGUAUUUUCUGGAGUCUUAAGAGGAAAAUUCUGUUUCUUUUGAGGAAGGAACAGCAUCCAGAAACAUGUCUUGUACGAGUUUUUAGCCAAUAAAAGAACAAGAAAUA
Penaeus chinensis is the source of this 1672-nucleotide messenger RNA. Its product is annotated as zinc finger and BTB domain-containing protein 47-like. The record is from RefSeq and is a predicted model, not a curated record. The transcript is spliced from 2 exons. The coding region runs from base 294 to 1136 and encodes 280 amino acids. Lineage: Eukaryota; Metazoa; Arthropoda; Malacostraca; Decapoda; Penaeidae.